AUGAUUGAUAAUGGAGUUUUAAUAAAACAGGGCGCUGAAGCGCGCAUCUAUAUCGCUCCUUUCUUAACGCGAAAAGCAAUAGUAAAGGAACGUUUUUCUAAAUCCUAUCGACACCCGAUUCUCGAUAAAAAAUUAACAGCACGUCGCGUUACUCAGGAAGCAAGAUGUUUAUAUAAAUGUCGACGUUCCGGCCUGGAUACACCUGUCGUGUAUUUUGUUGACACGGAGAAUAGUACGAUAUAUAUGGAGUAUGUGGAAGGGAAGACUGUUAAGGAUAUUUUGCAGGAGCAAAGUGACGAUGAUGAGGAGACAUCUAGAUUGAAAAAUGAGGAAAUAGCAAACAACAUUGGAAUAGCAUUAGCAAAUAUGCAUGCGGCAGAUGUAAUUCAUGGGGAUUUGACAACUUCGAAUCUUUUAUGUCGGGAUCUUACGGGAUCUUUGGUGGUGAUAGAUUUUGGGUUGAGUUAUGUGUCAAUAUUGCCAGAAGACAAAGCGGUUGAUUUGUAUGUACUUGAACGCACUUUUACGAGCACUCAUCCAAACUCGGAGACUAUGUUUGCACCGAUACUUGAAAUCUAUACAAAGAAAUACAAGGAUUCCGGUCCCGUGAUAAGUAAAUUAGAAGAAGUACGCUUAAGAGGUAGAAAACGAAGUAUGGUCGGCUAA
This is a messenger RNA of Ambispora leptoticha, 666 nucleotides long. Lineage: Eukaryota; Fungi; Glomeromycota; Glomeromycetes; Archaeosporales; Ambisporaceae. The record is from the annotation of a GenBank genome assembly.